Messenger RNA from Striga hermonthica, 240 nucleotides. The record is from the annotation of a GenBank genome assembly. Lineage: Eukaryota; Viridiplantae; Streptophyta; Magnoliopsida; Lamiales; Orobanchaceae.
AUGGAGUUCGUCCGCAUGAUGAGGAAACAUAACGAAAUGAUCGAAGAGGAGAAUCAGAACCUUCAGUUCAAGCUGCGGCAGCUGCAUCUCGAGCCAAUGGACGAAAACGUGAUGGAAGCUCAUCCGGGAGUGUAUGAUCCUCAUCAUCAUCAUGGGCUUGCUGAUUAUGAAGCCCACCAACAAAUGCCUUUCGCCUUUCGGGUCCAGCCCAUGCAGCCCAAUCUACAGGAGCGCUUCUAG